Molecule: messenger RNA, 1551 nt
Organism: Mycena indigotica
Lineage: Eukaryota; Fungi; Basidiomycota; Agaricomycetes; Agaricales; Mycenaceae
Exons: 8
Coding region: 28-1551 (507 amino acids)
Molecular function (GO): UDP-glycosyltransferase activity
Source: RefSeq, a predicted model, not a curated record
CUUACAAGUUCGCUCCACAGUUUUACCAUGCACCAUAUCUUGACUCUGCUGCCACCCGCCUGGGGACAUGCAGUCAGCUAUCUCCACCUUGCCAUCCAAAUGCUCAAGGCAGACCCAACGCUGGUAAUCUCUAUCGUACAGCAUAACCUCGUCGUUGCACAGAUGGAGAAGGAAUUAGCCAGCUGUGCUUACGAUACAUCGCGGCUGAGGAUACUGGGUGUGGGCAAUAAAGAUACCGUGUUCAGCCCAACCGCCAUUGACCAAAUGCUCAAAGAGCUCCUCGGCGGGUGGACUAAUGCUCUUCCUGAGCUGGCCAUCGGAACUCCGCAAUGGCCAAAGCCCCAGAGCAUCCAUUUCGACUUUACCGCAGGCGGAAUGCUUGUGCGGGAAAGUAAAGCAAUCAUGGGCCCGACCUGCAAGAUACUGAUGUGGUUCGCCACGGCCGGUCUCACUCUCAAAGCCCACAUCAACGACUACGACUGGUCGGAGAUUUGCGAAACGAUUUAUGCGGAUGAGAGUCGGCGAGCAGGACGAACGAGGGAGGAAAUUGGCAUUGCCAUCGCCACGGCUUGCAAUGGCUCAGACAAGGUGCAAGGCGUUGUGGUCAGAAACCCUGGUGCACCGGAUAUGUACGACUAUGAACGUGUUUCGCUGGCCGCUGGCGUCCCCCGCAUCAACUUCCUGGUCUUCACUGCGGCCAUGGACAUGGCGAGGCUUGUCGACGGGUAUAUACUCUGUUCUGGCGCGUUCUUCGAGCCCGUCGGCAUUCCCCACCUCCGCGAGUUCUACAAAAACAAGGGCCAGGAAAUCUUUGCCAUCGGCCUCCAGUCGCACGAGAGAUAUUUCACCGAGCAGCCAGAACCGACGCCGAUCUCAAACGAGACGGUUAAAGGCUUCCUUGACGCCGCCUUGAGAAACUACGGCAAAAAUUCUGCACUUUACAUAUCAUUUGGUUCGCUGUUCUUUCCAAUAGCGACACCGAAGCACGUCGAGGGCCUCAUUGAUACUCUACUUUCCUUGGACCAACCGUUCCCCUUCAUCUUCGCAUUGGGCGGAGCCAUGGCAUCCCUUCCCGCCGAAACAAUCGAACGCGUGAAUUCCAGCGGCAAGGGUCUUAUCUGCGCCUUCUGGGUCGAGCAAAGGGCCAUUCUGCAGCACGAGGCGGUCGGGUGGUUUUUGACACAUGGCGGCUUCAACUCAAUCACAGAGUCGCUGCUGCUAGGGCUGCCGUCCAUUGUCUGGCCAGCGGGUGCCGAGCAGCCCGUCAACGCAGCCUUCUUAUCCGCCGAACCCAACCCUGUGGCCAUCGAGCUCCUACAGAUUCGCACUGGUGCCCAAGUGGGACCGUCCCUCCGGCACGGGGACAGUGUCAAGAUUACAGGGACGGUCGAUGAUGCGGUGAAGGAGUUCCGGAGUGUCUUUGCGGAUGCGCGCGGAGAGAAAGGCGAGCGUCUCCGAGAGAAUGCAAAGAUGAUGGCCCAGCGUAUUAGAGAAGGGCGGCGCGGAGAAGCCGCCCGAGAAAUCGAAAGGUUGACCAAGUUCGGCCUCUAA